Molecule: messenger RNA, 279 nt
Organism: Ostertagia ostertagi
Lineage: Eukaryota; Metazoa; Nematoda; Chromadorea; Rhabditida; Trichostrongylidae
Source: the annotation of a GenBank genome assembly
AUGGCCGCGUGUGUUGUGCCAGCUGUAGGCAAUUAUGACGUUUGUGUAGCCGAAGUUUUUGGAGCUACUAUGCUCUUUAAGGGACACGAAAUCCUACUAGCAUUCAAGACACUACAGCGUUGUGGCAUCAAAGCUGGCUAUCUACGUGGUUCCUUAUUGGAGGGAAACAGGGGGAACUACUUUGGAGCUCCGAUCUACGAAGUAGGAGAACCGUGCUCGAAGUGCAACUGUGAGGGCUGCAAAUGUAACAAAGAUGAUGGUCUCUGUGUUACACCAUAA